Molecule: messenger RNA, 633 nt
Organism: Aureobasidium vineae
Lineage: Eukaryota; Fungi; Ascomycota; Dothideomycetes; Dothideales; Saccotheciaceae
Source: the annotation of a GenBank genome assembly
AUGGCGACACCCAACAUCAAUUUCGGCAGCCCUGUCAUCNNUUUUUUCGACUCACAUCCCGAGCAACAACCCGGCUAUAUCGCAUCAUGGGCCUACGCCUUCCGCGACCACCUGAAGAUUGCCUGGACUGGUGAUGUGCCCAAGAGAUUGUUCCCUGGUACCUUGCGACUGGUUUGGUGGACUGUAAGCUUUCUCUCUACACGGCCCCCCCUUAGGAGCUUCAUGCUGACCCAACAAUCACAGACCGACGGCGUGCAAGGCCUCCGUGACUUCGAACUUCACCAAUCCGAACUCAUAAAAGCACUCUGGGACGGCCUUCUCGACAACCCCGACGUCUCUCGCGCGCUCGUGACCGGAUACUCAGGCCAAAAUCCCUUCGUCCUCAGCUACGGCGAUAACCCAUGGCUCACAAAAGAGCAAAAGGAGAAAUUGAUCCGCCGCCAAAACGACGAGAUGUGGGCCAAGAAGUCGGCCAGGAGAGUCGAGACAAGAAGUAAAGAUGAGAAGUUCGAGGACGAGAAGGAGGCAAUCAGGAGAAAGGAGCAGAUUUUGGAACACAUCGAUGAGGUUAUCCAGAGUAAUGAGGAUGCCGAGAAGGAGAGGCUGCUGGCUGUGGACAGAGAAUUUGUUUGA